AUGCUCACGCUCAAGACGAAGCUCUCCGUAUCCAAGACAACACACACCGCGCCCCGAGACAUCCUCGCAUCUGAGCCAAAUCGGGCCACUCAACCCAAUCGCCACGCAAGAGAUGUGCUGUCGCGCAACGAGGACAGCGCCAAAGUCCUGCUCGAAGUCCUCAAAGAGCCGGCCCACGCCUGCCGCGACAUUGAGAUCCGUGACGAAAUGAGACAGCUGCAGACCGAUCUUGCAGCCUUCGCCCAGAAGUACUUCUUCGGCACCGACAACAGUGCCGCGCGGUACGCUCUCAAGAGCCUGGAGAAAGAGACAGUCUUGAUUGUCGGCUGCGUUGCGUCGGGCGGACCCAGCGGUGCUAAAGGGUGGAAGGAGUUGUUUUAUGUACCCGAAAAGCGGCAGGCGAUCGUGUGUGCUAUCGUCGGCAACGUGCUCGUCGAGCAGGUCCUUCAGCACCUGUUUUUUGGCAGCAGCGCGGAGCAGAACCAGGAGAUAUCAGCGCUACAAUUCGAGCACCGACACGAAGACGGAUUCGACCGCACUGCGCUCUACGCCGUGAAGAUCCGCGACUUCCUGACCCCCCCGACGCCCCCCCGGGGGUCCAAAACUCCCGUGCGUCGCCACAGCACCAUCACCCUUCCUCCGAAAUUCAACACCCAUGUCGCCCAUGUCGUCGCCGCGCUCUACACCCACCUCCUGCCCAUCCGCCAGAUCUCACUCUGGGACCACCCCGACAGCGAACUCCCACUCACCGACUACCUGGCCGAUCUGCACGCGCUCGUCGUGCGCGCGGGCAUGCUGAGCCUGCACAUGCGGAUGGACACGCAGACAGCAUACCACUUCGACCCCGUAUUCAAGGAAACGCCCUUCAAGCCAACCGAGAUGACGAGUUUCCUCCCCGCGGCGACGAAGCGCGCACAGACGCAGACACACACGACCCGCCCGCGCGACAGACCACUCGUCCAGAUCGCCAUCCUGCCCUCGCUCACCGCGUUCCGCCGCGGCGGCUGGUCGUACGCGCCUCCCACCCUGCCCGCGAAACACACCCUCCCAGACCCCGAGGGCGUCCGUGCCCGCCUCCUCACGCCCGCGUGGGUGCUCACGCGCCACGGCGUGCCGCGGGCCUGGGACAACGGGAAGCCCGCUGACGUGCCCGCGGCGCACGGCGACGCGUGGCGCGGCGGGUUCGUCGAGUUUUAUCCGGGCGUGCGGGGGGUGCGGGAUCCAAGGGGGGAUGGGCGGGUGAAGGAGAGUAGCGGUGCGCAUGACGAUGUGGUUGAGUCUUCCAGCGAGUACGACUCUGAGGCGGAGAUGGAGGUUGUCAGGAAGGGGAUGGUGCGAGAAUGA
Boeremia exigua is the source of this 1344-nucleotide messenger RNA. RefSeq lists its product as uncharacterized. The transcript is spliced from 2 exons. Bases 1 to 1344 code for a protein of 447 amino acids. The record is from RefSeq and is a predicted model, not a curated record. Lineage: Eukaryota; Fungi; Ascomycota; Dothideomycetes; Pleosporales; Didymellaceae.